AAGUGGUCAAAUUACCUGGAAAAAACGGGAGCUAAAUAAAUUACCAUUCGCAAACCCUAUCUUGUCAUCAUUAUCAGCAAAACCUGGUGAAUUUGUUCAGCAAUGGCGGGUUGGAUCGGACGGUCUGUGAUCUGUGUCCUGGCGGCUCUGUUGUUGGCAUCAUCGACGAUUGCCAGCUUAGAUGGCCCAUUCAUAAUUGCCAAUAAGAAAGCCAAGCUCACCAGGCUCAAAUCGGGCUCCGAACGUGUCUCUGUUUCCAUUGAUGUCUACAAUCAAGGAUCCACGACUGCCUAUGAUGUAACCCUUAAUGAUGGUGGUUGGACCCAAGACAUAUUUGAUAUCGUCUCUGGUAACACUUCAACGUCGUGGGAAAGGCUUGAUGCGGGGGCUCUUCAGUCACAUUCCUUUGAAUUGGAAGCCAAAACCAAAACUAUGUUUUAUGGAGCACCAGCAGUUAUCACAUACCGUGUCCCCACGAAGGCUGCUUUACAGGAAGCAUACUCAACUCCAAUCCUGCCACUAGAUAUUCUAGCAGAUAGGCCUCCUGAGAAGAAGUUUGAGUGGGCUAAGAAGCUGUUGGUGAAAUAUGGCCCCCUUAUCUCUGUGGUCUCUAUUGUGGUUCUGUUUGUGUACCUGGUCGCAACUCCAUCAAAAUCCAGUGGCCCAAAGGGGAGCAAGAAGAAGCGCUAAUGACUAUAUUCAACUGCUGUGCAGCUGUCUUUCUUUGUCUAUGCGCGUGUUGCCAGCAGGCUUGUCUUCUUAUCCCCACUUUGUCAUAGCCCAUCAAAUAUUUCAUUUCCGGUUGUCAGUACAAUUCUGCGUUAGGGCUUUCAAAAGUUCUAAAUGAUAAGCUAUUAGAAGAGAGAUGAACUGACUUCUUAGUCCGGCCUCUUUUUAAGCUAGGAGUUAUUUGCUUUAAGGAUCGCCAUCUUAGGUUGCUGCCUGGAAUUCGUGAAGUUUUCUUGUGUUUAUUUGUACUUUUUUGAGCAAUGCAAUUUAUCUAUCUUGAACUCCCAUAAUUUCCUCA
Molecule: messenger RNA, 1027 nt
Organism: Olea europaea var. sylvestris
Lineage: Eukaryota; Viridiplantae; Streptophyta; Magnoliopsida; Lamiales; Oleaceae
Product: translocon-associated protein subunit beta-like
Exons: 6
Coding region: 103-690 (195 amino acids)
Cellular component (GO): endoplasmic reticulum
Source: RefSeq, a predicted model, not a curated record